UUGUUAUGACAUGAAACAUGUAACAAUAUACUUAUUUUUUCAGUUGCAGAGCAAACUCAACGCAGGCUUGCUAUGGUGCAAGUACAGUUGAACAAAAUUUUCUAUAUUUUGCAACAAAAUAAUAUGCAGGCUGGCCAGAUUGCACCUACGACUAUUCCAACUGUAGUGGAUGAAAAAGUAGCUCUGGGAGGCAUUACGUUCCCAAUAAACACUCUAAACGAGAUAGAGUUAUUGGAGCGUCAGUUGGCAGACGAGGAAUACGAAAGGGAUUUGAUUGCGUGUUUCACAAAAGUAUGCGGAAAUAAGGGGAAUUUAAAACUUUCUAAAAUCGGGCUUUUGGUUGUGGGGGCAAUGUUUACGGAUAACGUACUGUCUCAAGUAACAUGGAAGGGGAAUAGAACAUGCCCCAAAAUGCCCUUCUCCAGAUUUUUCAAAAUAAGAGCAGUUAUUUAUAAAAUAUUAAAAUUAGCAGACAGCACUUGCUCUUUGCAAGAGGUGGACCGUUUUAUCCAGAAUAGUGCUAUAAAGCACAGUGCUCAAAGGGCUAAGCGCAAAUCAUCCACUCAAAUGAAGUCCACGCAAAGGAAAACAAAUACAGAACACGACUCAAAGAAGGACCACACUUUCGAAAAAAAAGGUGAUAAACGAAGACCUUGCGCGUGGUGUUACAAAAGGCUUCGCUCUACGUUCAACAGGACAUUUAUAGUGACCAACCACGGAACAACCCUAUUCCAGUACAACGGCUACACGUACUGGAAGACCAACUACAUCAACCAACGGAGCGGAACGGUACGGUGGUACUGUUCAUCACGGACACGGCACGGAUGUCCCGUCGUGCUGACGUGUUGUCACACGCGGAUUGUCUGUAGAAGCGGACUGCAUAAUCAUGACGUGCCUAUGAUGCAGGUCGAUAGUUAUGGAAGGUAUUAUAAAAUGAAAAACACCUAGAUUCAUCUACAUUUACUCUAUACACUUUGAAAAGGCUGAACAACUUCCGAAACACAUCAUGCUCUCUCUGUAGAUACUAGACCUACGGAACCGUCUGUUGUGGUACUGGUCAUCACGGAAGCGGUAUGAAAUUUACGAAUUUCCCGCCGUACCGAUACGGACGUGACGUAACGUGAUUUCAAACACGGACCAUUGGUAAAAAACCGGCCAAGAGCGUGUCGGGCCACGCUCAGUGUAGGGUUCCGUA
Molecule: messenger RNA, 1195 nt
Organism: Leguminivora glycinivorella
Lineage: Eukaryota; Metazoa; Arthropoda; Insecta; Lepidoptera; Tortricidae
Exons: 5
Coding region: 73-948 (291 amino acids)
Source: RefSeq, a predicted model, not a curated record